CUAAUCCAACCUUGUCGUUCAAAAAUUCCGAACCCUAACCCUACAAUUUCUGUCUCUCUCUCUCUGCCGAUGGAUCCAUUCUAUGAAGAGAAACUGAGAGAAGAUGUCAACUACCUCCACUCUCUAUGGCGCCAUUGCCCUGCCCGACCAAACCCUAACCACCACACAUCAACACACCUCCAAGCCUCCAGUUCCACAAAAUUCAAGAAGGAAAGAAAGACCAUCAGGGCUAAAAAUGGCCGGAAGAGUAAAAUCGGGCCACCAAGAAAUAACCCUUCUCCGGUCUCCGACAUAGAAUGGCCUUGCGAACCCCCCAUCGAAACCCCGCCGGCAACUACCUCCGGCUGGCCUGAAUUGAAGCUCCGGUCGAUUCGCACCACCCGGUUACCCUCUGCUGAAGAAGAAGCCCGGUUUGCUGCGAACAGAGUGCAGCAAAAGGCUUUGAAAGCUACGCAGGACUUUUUGAUGAGCAAUGCGGAUAGUGAUGACGAUAAUAGUGAUGGAGAUGAUGAAAUGGAGGAAGAUGAUGAGAUGGAUGAGGAUGGAUGCAAAGAGGACAAGUUUUUCUUGAAGGUGUUAAAGGAAGACAGCGAAUUGAGGGGUUACUAUGAGAAGAAUUAUGGGAAAGGUGAGUUCUGUUGUUUGGUUUGUGGUGGGGUUGGGAAGAAAGCUGGGAAGAGGUUUAAGGACUGUGUUGCGCUUGUUCAACACUCCAUGUCAAUAGCUAAGACGAAGAAGAGGAGGGCGCAUAGAGCUUAUGGGCUGGCCAUUUGUGAAAUUCUGGGUUGGGACAUUGAUCGGCUUCCCACCAUUGUUUUGUCGCUGGCUAAAUCUGUAGAGUCACAGGUGCAUGUUGAUGAUGCUAGAGAGACAAACAUUGUAGAUUCUGAAAAUAAUAAUACUGGCGGAGUGGUUCCAGAAAAUGUCUCUAUUCUGUGUGGAAGUUUACCAAAUGACAGUGAAUCAAUGAUUUGUGAGCACUCACUCAUAGCUGAUGCUAGCAAAUGUAUGGAAGAUCUUGACGAGGGGAUUCUUAAUACGGUGGAAGCAAAUUCAGAGGGAGAGGUUAAUUGCUUGUGCCGGAACAUCUCAACGAGGAUGGUGUUGAAAGUCUUGGAAAUGAAGUAAAAGGUAAUCAGAAGGAUAAUGUAGUUCCCAAUGGCCUGAAGGUAGACAGCGAGCAUCAGAAUAGACAAGGAAGUUAUGUUGGUGGUUGAGAAUUAGAUGAAUAUAAAUGAAGCAGAAGGGGGGGAUUACAGAGUGAGAUGAUUCUUGCCUUCUGAUGUGGUAUGCAUGGUUCAAUGCUGAGUUAUGUGUACAUCAAGUUGUGGGCGUCUUUGAAUGAAGAAGUUGUCUGAAUUUAGAUGAGACAUUUUCAGAACAGGAUUUUAGUUAGGGAGAAGAAGUUAUUAAGCAAGGACCAUCCCUUUCUUGACAAAUGGAUUACUUAUGAAUUUAUUUCUUUACUAUUAUGUUGAGCGAAACAAAUUUCUCGUAAAACCCGAAGAGAAUUCAAUCUGUAUAGUUUGUUUCAAUUCAAUACUCAUCGGUUUUUUUUUUAAAUU
Ilex paraguariensis (yerba mate) is the source of this 1565-nucleotide messenger RNA. The record is from the annotation of a GenBank genome assembly. Lineage: Eukaryota; Viridiplantae; Streptophyta; Magnoliopsida; Aquifoliales; Aquifoliaceae.